AUGGCUGCUGUGUUGGAUGAAGUCGGCAAGUCCGCCGAAAAAUUAGUAGAUGAAGAAAAAGACGAAAUCAUUGACGAGGAAGAUGAAACUGGCGCAGUAGAAGCUUCGAAGAAGAAAAAGAAGAAGAAAAAGAAGAAGAAAGCUGGUGACAUAGAUGCAAUAGAAAAUGAUGCAGAAACAGACGAUGCCAAGAAAAAGAAAAAGAAACGUAAAUCACGUGGAAAAGCUGGAGGUCCUAAGCAACAAACAGAUCCUCCGACUAUUCCUGUAUCAGAAUUGUUCCCAGAUGGGAAUUUUCCAAUUGGUCAAAUAAUGGAUCAUCCUCCCGCUGCAGGAGUAGAUGACAGAACAGCUAAAAAUCGUUUUUCUAGCGAAGAAGCACGUGCCUUCGAUAGAAUGCAUAACGAUAUCUAUAAUGAAGCAAGGCAAGCAGCUGAAGCUCAUAGGCAAACAAGAAAACAUAUUAUGAAAUGGGUGAAACCUGGAAUGACAAUGAUAGAAAUUUGCAAUGAGUUGGAAAACACGGGCAGAAAAUUGAUAGGAGAAGAUGGAUUAAAAGCUGGGCUAGCAUUUCCAACUGGCUGCUCAAGAAAUCAUUGUGCAGCUCAUUAUACUCCAAACGCUGGAGACCCGACCGUUUUGGAAUACGACGAUGUAACCAAGAUAGACUUUGGUACACACAUUAACGGAAGAAUCAUCGAUUGUGCAUUUACAUUAGCGUUCAAUCCGAAAUACGAUAAACUCAUCGAAGCAGUUCGUGAUGCUACAAAUACUGGGAUUAAAGCUGCUGGUAUUGAUGUUCAGCUAUGUGACGUUGGUGCAGCGAUCCAAGAAGUUAUGGAGUCGUACGAAGUAGAAUUAGACGGCAAAACUUAUCCUGUAAAAUCCAUAAGAAAUCUUAAUGGUCAUUCAAUCGCUCCGUAUCGUAUCCACGCUGGAAAAACUGUACCGAUAGUUAAAGGAGGUGAAGCUACCAGAAUGGAAGAGAAUGAAUUCUAUGCCAUUGAAACUUUCGGAUCUACUGGGAGAGGAAUCGUUCACGAUGAUCUAGAUUGUUCUCAUUAUAUGAAGAGCUUCGAUGCCGGUUUCGUUCCACUGAGAUUACAAAGCAGUAAAUCGCUACUCAAUGUCAUCAACAAGCAUUUCGGUACUUUGGCUUUCUGCAAGCGAUGGUUAGAUCGUGUUGGUUGCACAAAGUAUCAAAUGGCUCUGAAGGAUCUAUGUGAUAAAGGUGCGGUAGAGGCUUAUCCACCUUUGGUCGAUGUCAAGGGAUGUUACACUGCUCAAUUCGAGCAUACUCUCGUUCUACGUCCAACGUGUAAAGAAGUUAUUUCUCGCGGAGAUGAUUACUGA
This is a messenger RNA of Heterotrigona itama, 1353 nucleotides long. Lineage: Eukaryota; Metazoa; Arthropoda; Insecta; Hymenoptera; Apidae. The record is from the annotation of a GenBank genome assembly.